Symbiodinium sp. CCMP2592 is the source of this 888-nucleotide messenger RNA. Lineage: Eukaryota; Dinophyceae; Suessiales; Symbiodiniaceae. The record is from the annotation of a GenBank genome assembly.
AUGAUGGAAGAGUCUUUGGAGGUCAAUGUCUUCCACUGCAGCGCUGUGAUCAGCGCGUGUGAGAAAAGCGGAAACUGGCGGCUGUCUUUGGCUCUUUUGGCGCAGAUGUCCGAAUUAAAGAUCGUUCCGAAUCAAAUCAGCUACAGCGCCGCCGCGACGACCUGUGCGAAGGGCAAUUGGCCUGCUGCACUGCUCCUUAUCUACAGCAUGGCGGGAAGGCGAUUGCCACCCGACCAGGUGAGCUGGAAUGCUGCGAUCGAUGCUUGCCGUGCUGCUGAUUGGCAGCUUGCAGUGCACAUGCUCUUCGACAUGCCCAGGACCCGCGUGGCACAAGAUUCGGUCAGCUUCGGUUCUGCGAUCAGCGCUUGUGAAAGAGGCAGUGCUUGGGAGAUGGUGCUGCAGCUGCUCGCCAUGAUGAAGCAAGUUAAGGUGAGGUUGAAUGACAUCAGCUGCUCUGCUGCCAUCAGUGCCUGUGGACACAAAGGCCACCAGUGGAGGGUGGCGCUAGUUUUGUUUGAGAAGAUGCUGGCAUCGCAUGAGGCUGUUACGCCCGACAGAUUCGUGUGGAAUUCCGUGGUCGCAGCCUGCGAGACGAGCUCAGAGUGGAUCAUGGCUUUGGCGAUUCUCGAAACAAUGGUGGCUCGUGCAGUUCUUCCGGACGUCGCUACAUGCACCUCCUGCAUCAAUGCUUGCAACAGCCGUAAGCACAGAAGUUGGCCGCAAGUGGUGGCACUCUUCGAUGAGAUGUCUGCCAGACUUGCCAUUUUGCCGAACAUUGUCACAUAUUCCGCGGCCAUCACGGCUGCUUCAAACGGGCUUCAGCACAUAUCCACCUUGCAGCUUCUUCUUGCUGUAGAUCACAUGGCUUGGACUCUGAUACGGACGUGA